Molecule: messenger RNA, 1716 nt
Organism: Anopheles cruzii
Lineage: Eukaryota; Metazoa; Arthropoda; Insecta; Diptera; Culicidae
Exons: 7
Coding region: 67-1716 (549 amino acids)
Source: RefSeq, a predicted model, not a curated record
AUCGCUCUGAUAAACUCUGUGUACUUUCGGUGACGUCCAAUCGACCUGUUCUGGUGUGUUGGGCUAAUGAGCGUCGGCAAGCCAUCGAAUGCUAGCGGAUCGUACUCCAGCGUCAGUAGGCCACGGGACCGACAACAGUCCGUGCACACGACAAUGUUAGCCGUGGACGACGCAAUGGCACGAGAUAAAACGGGCUACAGUUUGAUAAAGUCGCGCUCGAAGCCGCUAGUUUUCGUACAAUCGCUGGUGUCGAACCGGUUCAUACGAAAGUACGGUGUGGCUAGUCUGGUGCUACUCAUCAUCCUCGGUGUGCUCUACCACCGGCGCGUAGUGUUUCAACAGUACAUCUACCAGACGCUUCCCCUGUACCAGCGGUCGGUUUCGUUUGUGUUCGGCGCCAAUGGAACCGCCGGGGCCGAAUUUGCGCCCCACACCGCCGAUCGCUGGCUGCCGAUUGGUGAUCCGGAGCGAAAGUUUAAAAUCUACUCCGCAUACUUUGAUCCUCGGCUAGAGGUGGUCGAAUCGUACCUCGUUCCGGAUGGGUAUCUGCCGUUUGGCAGUGUGCGCGUGUUUGCCAUUCUGCCGCUCGAAAUCCGCAAGUCGGAUGUAUUCUGCAACUUCAGAUCCGAUAACACGUAUCAGGCCCAGCAUCGGGCCGAUCAAGUGGUGCCCGUCCACGAACACUGGGACAUGGAGUACGCCGCGAGCUACGUGAUUUGCAAGCUGGCCGGAAGUGUGAGCAAACGGGAGGCGCGCCUACCGGAUGAGGUGGCCAUAAGCUAUCUGCCGGAGCCGAGCAUGCGCGAAGCGACCGCCUUCGUUCGGAUACAGUACUCCCGGCCGGAUAUGCUCUUCCGAUCGUCGGCGCCCCAAUCGCUGGCCGUUUGCGUUGGACCUUUGCACCACAACUUUGGGGACGCACUGCGCAUGGUGGAGUUCUUCGAAUACUAUCGUCUGAACGGCGCGGAACGGUUCUACGUUUACAACAAAUCGGCUACUCCCGAGGCGAACGCCGUGCUCGAGCACUAUCAAGCCGCGGGCCUAGUGGAAGUGUUGGAUUGGCACUUUGAUGGGUACCAGUUUGAGCAGGAUCUACGGUACGAGGCCAUCUUCGUGGCGCUGAACGAAUGCUUCUUCCGUGCCACGGUCACCGGUGGCUUCCGCUAUACCGCCAUCGUCGACUUUGACGAGCUGCUGUUUCCGGCGGGCAAUGGCACCGAUAACGAAACGCUGCUCGAGUACCUGCAGUCGAAGGACCGAUACGAUGUGCACUCGUUCAACUUUCAAUGUGUAUUUUUCUACGACAUUUACCGGCCCGAUUACGCGACCGUACCGCGCUGGGCAAACAACAGUUACCUUUACACACAGGUCCGCACCGUGCGGACCAAAAACCCACUGCUGCACCACAACCGCAGCAAGUACGUGAUGAAGGGACGCAAUGUGCUCGAGGCCGGCAAUCACUUCGUCUGGCACGCAGUCCGAGAUACCCACGAGUACCAGGUGCCGGAAAGCGAAGGUCUGCUGCUGCACUACCGUGACGGCAACCUGGGCUACGACUACGAGGUACACGUCAUCGAUGAUCGCGUCCGGAGGCGCUUCGGUCAGCAGCUUUGGCGUACGGUCAACGAGCGCUGUGGGCUCAUAUUCCCCGGCCCGGACGGCGCCGGUGUUUGCCCGCUGGGUGAAGACUACAAUAAAUCGUCUCGCACCGUUUAG